AACCCCACCACCGUUUCUUCGAACAACUUAUCGCUCACACCUAUUACAUCUAGCUCCAGAAGAACCAGAAGCCCAAGUACGGCGUAUGCUCAGCCAUGACGGAUAAACAAUCAGUUUUCGACACACCCUUCGACCUGCUUCCAAAUCCCAAGCAGGUCUGGAUAGGGGAACCCGGAAGCCAUGAAGAAGGCCUCGGGAAGCUGUCCAUCUUGACACCUGAAGUAGUGGCCAAGGCGGCAGCAUCCGAGAUCAAGACAGGCCGGCGGGUGACUAUGGCUUGGGAAUUGACCAAGCUAGAUUAUCCAAAUCUGAAUCGUCAGCCAUGCCAACAUCGCAUUGUGCCCUUGCUAGGCGGGGUGGCCUUUGAUGAUAUCUACACGAUGAACCCACAGCAGAGCAGUCAAUGGGAUGGUCUAAGACAUUUCUCACAGACGGUGCCAGGUCAAUCAGAGCGUGUCUUCUACGGCGGAACGACUGCGGCCGAAAUCAAUGACCGGAAAAAUGAUCGGAUCGGCUUACAGCACUGGGCACGCGCGGGCAUAGCCGGUAAGCCGUUCAGCUAUAAGUCCACCAUUGUGUCAUAUCUCAUUUGCUUUUGCACUGAACCGCUCUUUGUAGGUCGGGGGGUACUCAUCGACUACGCCACGUGGGCUGCGAGGCGCGGGAUACAGUAUACCACUUUCUCAACCCAUCAAGUCAGACUCUCAGACAUUUUGGAGAUUGCAAAAGAAUGCAGCAUCGCCUUUCAAAUAGGCGACAUCCUCUUUAUACGAAUCGGAGUUAUCAAAGAGUGGGACAAUGUCAUGACAGAUGUUCAGAAACAGCAAUAUUCUGCGAAUAAAAACCCCCAGCAUGCCGGAGUGGAGGCUACUGUCGACAUGCUUCGUUGGUUAUGGGAUACUGGGUUUGCAGCCAUAGCGAGUGAUGCUAUCAGUUGGGAGGUAUAUCCACCACAAUCUCCUGAUCUUUUCCUUCAUGAAUACGUCCUUGCGGGAUGGGGAAUGCCGAUCGGCGAGCUCUUUGAUCUAGAAGCGCUGGCACGAACAUGUGAAGGACUUCAGCGCUGGACCUUCUUUGUCACAUCUGUACCUCUGAAUAUGCCUGGUGGGGUAUCAUCCCCCCCGAGCGCUAUGGCCAUAUUUUGAGAAUUGAAGCGAAGGUGCAUAGAGGCUCCAGUUGGGAUUUCCAGCUCUUGUGAGAUGUUCGACGUGCUUUUCCAUUUUACUUAACCUUAGUCUAUGUAUUUCUUGUUGCACAAAGAGCGUAUAGCUAUUCCAACCACACUCUGGGCUUGGAGUCUUGCCAGCUGCUGAUUCAUGUCCCAGCCGAAAGCUCAAAAUACGUUCUAGCUGAAUU
Aspergillus saccharolyticus JOP 1030-1 is the source of this 1356-nucleotide messenger RNA. RefSeq lists its product as uncharacterized. The coding region runs from base 96 to 1145 and encodes 349 amino acids. Lineage: Eukaryota; Fungi; Ascomycota; Eurotiomycetes; Eurotiales; Aspergillaceae. Gene Ontology annotation, molecular function: arylformamidase activity. The record is from RefSeq and is a predicted model, not a curated record. The transcript has 4 exons.